This is a messenger RNA of Cynara cardunculus var. scolymus (artichoke), 2833 nucleotides long. Its product is annotated as exocyst complex component EXO84C. Gene Ontology annotation, biological process: exocytosis; Golgi to plasma membrane transport; intracellular protein localization. NCBI's taxonomy places the organism in Eukaryota, Viridiplantae, Streptophyta, Magnoliopsida, Asterales, Asteraceae. The coding region runs from base 279 to 2645 and encodes 788 amino acids. Gene Ontology annotation, cellular component: exocyst. The record is from RefSeq and is a predicted model, not a curated record. The transcript is spliced from 7 exons.
CCAAAAAUUGUAUAUAGAAGUAAAAAGAAUCCUUUACAAGAUCCCAUAAAUUGGUGGGUUUAUGGUCGGGAAAGGGAAAAAACCUAGACUGUUUCUGCAACAUCUGAAAAUGGUUGAAAUUAACAGAAGAAAUGCUGUAACUGAGGGAAUCCACAACUGAAAUCGACGGUGGAAGCCCUGAAAUUCAAGAAGAAAAGUUGCAGAAAAGCAUAAUAUAGCUGCAGCUGCAAGAGUAGUAGGACGCAACUGAAGUUGAGUUCUUCCAAGCAAAACUGAAGAUGGAGAGCAGCGAAGAAGAAGAUGAUUUCCCAUCUAUCGAAUCCGUCACCCCACAAUCUAAGAUCGACACCAUCUAUCAGUCUAAAACUGAAAAGGGCAUCAGAAAGCUUUGUUUUGAGCUUCUUGAUUUGAAGGAUGCGGUAGAGAAUUUAUGUGGCAACACUCAAUCCAAGUACUUGGCUUUUUUGAGGUUAUCUGAAGAGGUUGUGGAAAUGGAGCACGAGCUAAAUGAGCUACAAAAGAAUAUUUCUGCACAGGGAAUCCUUGUACAGGACUUAUUGAGUGGCGUCUAUCAUGAGCUGGGAGAAUGGAGCCGAGCCAAUCCAGGCCUCCUGAAUUCUGAAGAACCUCAAAAAGACGGUGAAAUUGACUUUUCAAAUGAAGCAGAAGAUGAAAAGCGGUUAUGUCUGGAAAAUAUUGAUAUACUUCUGGCUGAGCAUAAAGUGGAAGAAGCAAUUGAAGCAAUAGAUGCAGAAGAAAGAAAGCAUCCAGAACUUAAAAGCUCAGGAGAUACUUUAUCCAAUGAACUGUCAUCAUACAAAUCUGCUUUCAUGAAACGGAAAUCGAUUCUUGAGGAUCAAUUGGUUCAGAUGACAGAACAGACAUUGAUUGGUGCUGCUGAUCUGAAAAUAGCUGUUUCUGGUCUAUUGAAGCUUGGAAAAGGUCCUCUUGCACAUCAGCUUCUUCUGAAAGCGAAUGGGGCCCGCCUUCAGAAAAGAAUCGAGGUCUUUCUUCCAUCAUGCCCUUGUUACCCGGAAACAUUUUCCGCUACUUUAUCUAACCUCAUAUUUUCUACAAUCUCAUCAACAACAAAAGAGAUGGGUUUGAUGUUUGGAGAUGAUUUGGUUUACAGUAACAGAGUUGUUCAAUGGGCAGAAUGGCAGAUUGAAUUAUUUGUGCGGUUGGUUAAGGAGAAUGCGCCUUCUUCUGAGACCGUUUCAGCUUUACAUGCUGCAAGUGUAUGUGUUCAGGCUAGUCUUAACCACUGCUCUGCGUUGGAAUCACAGGGACUGAAGCUCUCAAAGGUGCUUUUGGUGCUUUUGGAGCCAUAUGUUGAAGAAGUUCUAGAAUUGAAUUUCAGAAGGGCAAGAAAACUAGUUUUUGCUUUUUCUGGAAAUGAUGAAAUCUUGCCACUGUCACCUCGUCUUGCAUCUCCAUUGUCUACUUUUGCUAUAUCUUCUGACGGCCUGCUUGUUGAUAGCGGCACAAGGUUCAUCUUCAUGGUCAAAGAUAUAGUGGAGCAGCUAACGCGCCUAGUCAUUUUGCACUUUGGAGGAAAUGUUUUGACUAGAAUCUUGCAACUUUUUGAUCAAUACAUGGAUGAACUGAUAAAAGCUUUACCUGAACCAUCUGAAGACGAUAGUUUGGUGGAGUUAAAAGAAGCUAUACCUUUUAGCGCCGAGACUGAUUCCCAACAGCUUGCUCUGUUGGGAACUGCAUUUACCAUUGCAGAGGAGCUAUUACCGAUGGUUAUGUCUGAAAUUUGGAGUGUUGUAAAUGAAAGCAAGGAAUCAGGAAGUGGAGUUACUGAUAACAUUGCCCCUUUAAUGAACGGUACGAUAGAUUAUAAGGACUGGAGGCGGCAGCUUCAGCAUUCAUUGGAUAAGCUUAGAGAUCAUUUCUGUAGACAGUAUGUUCUGAAUUUCAUUUAUUCAAGAGAUGGUAAAACACGACCUGAUGCACACAUUUAUUUAAGUGGGGAAGGCGAUGAUCUCAGUUGGAAUUCUGAUCCUUUGCCUUCGUUGCCCUUCCAGGCCUUAUUUGGGAAGUUGCAGCAGUUAGCAACGGUUGCUGGGGAUGUGUUACUUGGGAAAGAAAAGAUCCAGAAAGUGUUGCUUGCCAGGCUAACCGAGACUGUAGUGAUGUGGUUGAUGUCCAACGAAGAGGAUUUCUGGGGUGUUCUAGAGAAUGAAGUGGCAAAACUUCAGCCACAAGGGUUACAGCAGUUAAUUCUUGAUAUGCACUUCACUGUUGAAAUCGCGCGUUUUGCUGGUUACUCUUCCAGAAAUGUGCACCAGAUGGCAUCGUCCAUAAUUGCUCGUGCUAUUAGAACAUUCUCAGGCAGAGGUGCAAACAAACAAAGUGCACUUCCGGAGGACGAAUGGUUUGUUGAAACCGCAAAGGCUGCAAUAAACAAGCUCUUGAUGGGAGGUGACGGAUCGGAUACUUCUGAAAUCGAUGAAGACCAUAUAAUCUUACAUGAUGAUGAUGAAUUACAUGAUGAUGAUGAAUUACAUGAUGAAGUGAUUUCAGAUUCUGACGAAUCUCCUUCAUCUCUCUCAACGAUUACUACUUCCGAAUCUUUUGCUUCUGCAGAAAGUCAAAUGUUGGAUAGUCUUUCGGAUUUUACAGAUCCCGAGUCGUGAUAUGUUACUUCCGGAAGACGCUCGACCGACGAUUUUGUAUUAGAAUUAUCUGCUCUCAGGUUAGUUAUGGUAGCGUUAGAUUCAAAUCUAAAGUAGUUUGCAUGUAAUAUUUACUAAAAAGAAACUCUUGUUGCAUUCUAAUUAGAAAAUUUCAUAAAAUCAAGAUAUCAUGUUCUUGGUCUCUUUAG